Malania oleifera is the source of this 2516-nucleotide messenger RNA. RefSeq lists its product as uncharacterized. Lineage: Eukaryota; Viridiplantae; Streptophyta; Magnoliopsida; Santalales; Ximeniaceae. The record is from RefSeq and is a predicted model, not a curated record. The coding region runs from base 75 to 623 and encodes 182 amino acids. The transcript is spliced from 2 exons.
GAGCCAGAACAGAACUACAAAAGAAGACCAGUUCGCGCCAUCCACUCUUAUGUGAUGCAUCCGAGCUCUGGGGAAUGGCGUUUUGGCCUGGUUUGAUUACUCUCGGACUGGAACCGCACUCGCAGGACGUCGCCGGCGAUGAUCCCUCAGUCACUGAUUCCCCUUCCAUAUGUCUCCGAUGCAACGCUUCUGGCAAUGUCAUGCCCAAACGGACAAGCCUAGGUUCACGAAGCAUACCCGAGGAUCCUCAAUCUAGGAAGCUGAUUGAGAUAGGCCGUAAAGAGGGUGGCAUAUAUGUUUUGGAUGAGCUGCGCGUUCGUGAUCAUGUGGCAGCAUCGAGAGUAGACCUCUCUUCAUUCCGCUUGGAUUCCUCAUCUUUUGCUUUUUACUUGUGGCAUUCUAGAGUUGGUCAUGUGUUAGCCUCUCAUUUAAAAUUUUUGGUAUCUAGCGGUGUUUUGGGUGACUUACAGAUACAUGAUAUUUUUUAUUAUAGUGGUUGCAAAUUGGCAAAGUUUUCUACAUUACCUUUUACUCACAACAUGUCCAAGUCUGUUGCACCUUUUGAUUUAAUUCACUUUGAUGUGUUGGGUGCUGCCCCUAUUGACACAAGAGGGGGGAUCUAGAUACUAUGUUUCUUUUAUUGAUGAUUAUUCUCGAUAUCGUUGGGUCUAUUUAAUGAAACGUCGAUCUGAUUUCAUCCAUAUCUAUACUACUUUCCGAUCAUUUGUUCGUACUCAACACUCUGCUGUAGUUAAGUGUUUUCGUUCCGAUUUCGGUAGGGAGUAUACUUCUAAGGCAUUUUCUGAGUUGCUCAUCUCUGAUGGCACUGUUCAUCAAUCUCCUUGUACUGAUACUCCUCAACAAAAUGGUGUUGCCAAAAGAAAACAUCGCAUAUUGUUGAAACAACUCGCUCUCUUCUCUUAUCUGCUAAGGUUCCUAGUGAAUGAAUUCUUGGGGGAAGCGGUUCUUACAGCAGUACAUUUGAUUAAUAGAAUUCCUACUUCCCACAAUUUUGGUCUUUCCUCUUGGGAAAAAUUAUAUGGGUCCCCCCCUGAUUACUCCUUUGUAAAAGUCUUUGGUUGCCUAUGUUUUUUCCUUUGUCCCACUUUUGAGCAUUCUAAAUUCUCGCCACGUUAUGCCAUGUGUGUCUUCCUUGGUUAUGAAGAGGGACAGAAGGGUUAUAGGUGUUUUGAUCCUGUUGCUAAAAAACUAUAUGUCUCUAGUAAUGUUGUCUUCCUCGAACACAUUCCUCUCUUUACCGUUUUUACUAGCUCUCCUUAUAUGGGGCAGCCAAACCUUAUUCGUAUUGAACCUUUCUUUGAUGAUGAAAAUGAUGGCGAUGGUGGUGGUGAUGACGAUGCAAAUGGUGGUGAUGAUGAUGCCCCUAUUUCGGUCCCCCAAGAAUCUCCUGUGGUUGUGGAUUCUCAUAAGUCUCGCUAUCCCAAGUGUGCUCAUAAGUCCACUCAGUUAUGAGACUGUGCUUAUUCUUGUUAUUCUGGUUCCUUCACUUCCUUUUUAGCAAUUAUUCACCCACUUUGUGAGCCUACCUUGUACAAGGAGGCUGCUUGUGAUGGCAACAGGCUAUGACUAAGAAAAUUUCUACAUUGCAUAAAACUCAUACUUGGGACUUGGUGUCACUCCCUCUUGGUAAGAAAUCAAUUGGUUCUCGUUGGGUUUACAAAAUCAAAACGAAGUCAGAUGGUUCUAUUGAGCGAUACAAAGCUCAUUUGGUUUCUAAGGAUUUUACCCAACAGUAUGGUAUGGAUUAUGAGGAGACUUUUGCCCUGGUUGCCAAAAUGACAAUUGUUCGUGCUCUUAUUGCUGUAGCUUCUGUUCGUCGGUAGGCUAUUUCUCAGUUGGAUGUUAAAAAUGCCUUCUUUAAUGGGGAUCUGAAGGAGGAAGUUUACAUGAUACCUCUCUCAUAACCCAGGCGAGGUUUGCAAACUCAAAAAGGCUUUAUAUGGUCUCAAACAAGCCCCUCGAGCUUGGUUUGAGAAGUUUUCGAUUGUUGUCACUUCUCUUGGCUUCUCUUCCAGUGCUCAUGAUUCAACUUUAUUUGUUAAGCCUACUUCUGCUAGCCGUAUCAUUCUUUCUUUGUAUGUUGAUGAUAUGAUUGUUACGGGUGAUGAUGUUGAUGGUAUUAUGGACUUGAAAAAAAUGUUGGCUCAGGAGUUUGACAUGAAGGAUUUGGGGCCACUUCGCUACUUCUUGGGAAUUGAAGCAGCCUACUCCCCCAAAGGUUACUUGCUCUCCCAAUCGAAGUAUGUUGCAGAUAUUCUUGACCAUGCUUAUCUCAUUGAUAAUCGGACUGUUGAUACUCCUCUUGAGGUUAAUGCCCGCUACACUCCCAUUGACGGCAUUCCCCUACCUGAUCCCACCUUGUAUCGUACUAUUGUUGGUAGUUUGGUCUAUCUGACUAUUACUCGCCCAGAUAUUGCUUAUGUUGUCCACUUCGCGAGUUAGUUUGUUGCUUCACCUACAUGUGUGCAUUGGUAAGCUAUUUUGCGCAUCUUGCU